AUGACCAACAACAACGGCAAUGGGAAUGGCGGCAGCAACGCGGCGGCGAGUGGCUGGCUGGGCUUCUCGCUCUCGCCGCACAUGGACGAACACAACCACGUGCAGCAGCAGCAGCAACAACACCAGGGCCUAUUCUACCCCAGCUCCGUCGCCGCCGCCUACAGCCUCGGCAGCGACGUCGCCACCGGCGGGUACUAUUCGCAGCUAGCCUCCAUGCCUCUCAAGUCAGACGGCUCCCUCUGCAUCAUGGAAGCUCUACGCCGAACCGAUCAACAAGAUCACCACGGUCCGAAGCUGGAGGACUUUCUGGGCGCGGGGCAACCGGCGAUGGCGCUGAGCCUGGACAACACCUCCAACUUCUAUUACUACAGCGGCGGUGGCGGAGCAGGUGGGCAACACGGACAGAGCCACGGCGGCGGCUUCCUGCAGCAAGCAUACGACGUGUACGGCGGGCCCGCAACGGCAUCGGUGCUGGCGGCCGAUGAGGACGCCGCGGCAGCCACGGCCAUGGCGAACUGGGUGCAGGUCGCGCGCGGUGCCACCGCGUACGCCACAGCCGAGAACGUCUUGUCCGCGGCGGCGGACCGGCAGCAGCAUCUUCACCACCACCCUCUGGCACUCUCCAUGAGCUCCGCCGGGUCGCUCUCCAGCUGCGUUACCGCGGGGGCCGAGUACGGCGGCGUCGUGGCGACGGUGGACGGCGGGCGAAAACGCGGUGGCGCGACGGCGGGGCAGAAGCAGCCGGUGCACCACCGCAAGUCCAUCGACACGUUCGGGCAGCGCACGUCGCAGUACCGUGGCGUCACCAGGCAUAGGUGGACGGGGCGGUAUGAGGCGCACCUGUGGGACAACAGCUGCAAGAAGGAAGGCCAGACCAGGAAAGGGAGGCAAGGUUUUACAGGAGGGUAUGACAUGGAGGAGAAGGCGGCGAGAGCCUACGACCAGGCGGCGCUCAAGUACUGGGGGCCUUCCACCCAUAUCAACUUCCCGCUCGAGGACUACCAGCAGGAGCUGGAGGAGAUGAAGAACAUGACGAGGCAGGAGUACGUGGCACACCUUAGAAGGAAGAGCAGCGGCUUCUCGCGUGGCGCGUCCAUGUACCGUGGCGUGACCCGGCACCACCAGCACGGGCGGUGGCAGGCGCGCAUCGGCCGCGUCUCCGGCAACAAGGACCUCUAUCUCGGCACUUUCGGCACCCAGGAGGAGGCCGCGGAGGCGUACGACAUCGCCGCCAUCAAGUUCCGGGGACUCAACGCCGUCACCAACUUCGACAUCACCCGCUACGACGUCGACAAGAUCAUGGCUAGCAACACGCUCCUCCCGGGCGAGCUCGCCAGGCGCAACAAGGACGCCAACGCCGCGCCCCUGCCCCUCCCCGCCCCCGACGACUGCGCCGCCUCUGCCCUGGUGCCCGUGUCUACUCCGGGGACGGACACCGGCGGCAGCGGCCAGCACCGAAACCAGGACGUCAUGUCCUCGGGCGAGGCCUUCUCGGCGCUGCACGACCUGGUCACCGUGGACGGCCACACCGCGCAGGGCGGCAACGGCGCGCGCGUGCACAUGUCGAUGUCGGGCGCAUCGUCGCUGGUGACGAGCCUGAGCAACUCCCGCGAGGAGAGCCCAGACCGGGGCGGUGGCCUGUCUAUGCUCUUCGCCAAGCCGCCGCAGCAGCCGGCCACGACAACGGCGGCGUCCCCGAAGCUGAUGAGCACUCUGGCGCCGCUGGGUUCCUGGGCGUCGUCGGCGAGGCCGGCCGCCGUUUCCAUCGCUCACAUGCCCAUGUUCGCCGCGUGGAGCGACGCAUGA
This is a messenger RNA of Triticum turgidum subsp. durum (durum wheat), 1806 nucleotides long. The record is from the annotation of a GenBank genome assembly. Lineage: Eukaryota; Viridiplantae; Streptophyta; Magnoliopsida; Poales; Poaceae.